CUUUUCUAGAAAUGCUUAGAUAGAGCAAAUAUUAUAUUCUCACUCCCCUUGUUCCCUCUACUGGUUUUACUUUUAUUUUAUUUUUAUUCCUUCUUUCAUUUUCAUUCUGUUCAUAUUAAGCGUUUGAAAAGACUAUCUUUACAAUAACGAAAAUGUCACAACAAGCUACUGCCACCGAUACCAAAAAAACGAAAAAGAAGUCCUCUUCUGACAAGAAGAAGAAGGCUUUAGCAAAGCAACAACAGCAACAAGCUCUCCAACAACAACAACAGCAACAAUCACCAGCAAAAAAAGAUAGUAAAAUGCCCAAGCUUCGUCUGGAUAUUAAUCUUGAAGCCGAAGUGUAUCUUAAAGCCAAAGCGCACGGUGAUGUGACAUUGACUUUGCUGUCGUAAGAUUCCUCCUUAACUCUCAUCUAUCCUUUAGCUCCCUUCAUACAUAUUACUCUGUACUAUUAGUUUUCGCUGCUCUUAUUAUUAACCAGUCCGAAUUUAUAAAUAUUAUCUUGUAUAAUCUUUAUUUAUCCGUAUUCAGCAAUUGUGUAAUGAUAUUCAUUGAUCCUGAAUAUAAAAAUAAAUACCAUGUUUAUUAAAUGAAAAAAAGCAGA
Messenger RNA from Mycotypha africana, 607 nucleotides. RefSeq lists its product as uncharacterized. The record is from RefSeq and is a predicted model, not a curated record. Lineage: Eukaryota; Fungi; Mucoromycota; Mucoromycetes; Mucorales; Mycotyphaceae. The coding region runs from base 153 to 395 and encodes 80 amino acids. The transcript is spliced from 2 exons.